AUGGCUCGAGCCGAGUCUUGCCACUGCAAGGCACGGGAACUCGAUGCCUCGUUUGGCUCCCCUCCCCUACAUGUUGCAUUACGGUGCUGGAUAUACCCGGCUUCAUCAAUCGGACGGCGUUUUGGGCGGGAAACAAAGUUAUCCAAAGUGGAUAUGAUCAAUUGCUUUUAUUUCCUAUUCGAGAUCUGCACUGCUGUAAUGGUUGGUUUCUUCUGA
Molecule: messenger RNA, 216 nt
Organism: Penicillium samsonianum
Lineage: Eukaryota; Fungi; Ascomycota; Eurotiomycetes; Eurotiales; Aspergillaceae
Exons: 3
Coding region: 1-216 (71 amino acids)
Source: RefSeq, a predicted model, not a curated record